AUGCCCAGUAGAGCCUGCAGGCUCAUAUGCUCCGCAGGGGAGGAAGAGCAGGCCUGUUGUGGGAGCUUCCCACGAUUGCCUGGCCCAACGGGAUUGACUCGAUGCUGGUGUAGUCGGCGGGUGCUGAGAUUAAUCAACGACGAGCAGGCCCUGCUAUGGGAGUUGCCCACGGUUGUUGGGCUCAAUGAGAUUGACUCGCUGGUGUACUCGGCUCGUGUCGAGAUUAAUCAGCUGCAGUGGUCGGCGACCCAGCCCGAUUGGAUCGCGAUUGCAUUUGGGAAAAAGGUGCAGAUGCUCUAG
Molecule: messenger RNA, 300 nt
Organism: Striga asiatica
Lineage: Eukaryota; Viridiplantae; Streptophyta; Magnoliopsida; Lamiales; Orobanchaceae
Source: the annotation of a GenBank genome assembly